AUGUCCACUGAAGUAGUUUUAAAAAACGUAGAUAAUGCUUGUGAAACAGCUGAAGAGUUCACCAGAGUCUUUUACAAACAGGUGGAUAACAGCCGGCACCUAACAUCAAAACUCUACCUCGAUACGGGGCUGUUGGUGUGGAAUGGAAACGGAAUUAAUGGCAAUGAUAAAAUUCAAAAAUUCCUUAUGGAUUUGCCCGGAAGUAACCAUGUUCUUAAAACUUUGGAUGCGCAACCCAUUUCGGAGAAUUUGGUUUCUAAUAAGUUAACUUAUCUUAUUCAAGCUUGCGGAGAUGUAACUUAUCAAAAUGACAACAUUAAAAAGCCCUUUCAGCAGACAUUUCUGAUAGUAGCUGUGGAUGGAAAGUGGAAAAUAGCAUCAGAUUGUUUCAGACUACAAGUUCCCUAUAACAGUUAA
This is a messenger RNA of Parnassius apollo (apollo), 417 nucleotides long. The record is from the annotation of a GenBank genome assembly. Lineage: Eukaryota; Metazoa; Arthropoda; Insecta; Lepidoptera; Papilionidae.